Molecule: messenger RNA, 8227 nt
Organism: Astyanax mexicanus (Mexican tetra)
Lineage: Eukaryota; Metazoa; Chordata; Actinopteri; Characiformes; Acestrorhamphidae
Gene: ccser2b
Product: coiled-coil serine-rich protein 2b
Exons: 10
Coding region: 540-3506 (988 amino acids)
Biological process (GO): microtubule bundle formation
Cellular component (GO): microtubule cytoskeleton
Molecular function (GO): microtubule binding
Source: RefSeq, a predicted model, not a curated record
CUGUAUCAGCUGUGAUUGGGUUUCAGCAGCAGCUGUGGUUUCGCUCUUCGGUAUCAGCGCUGUUUAUUGAGUAUUUUUGCCAAAUAUUAGUCCGGCUUUAACGCGCCCUUUGCGGGUUAGGGUCAAGAUCCGACGCUUUAACCGGAGGAGACCGAGCGGAGACCGGUAAAGGAACGGUGAGGGACUCGCCGGGUAGCGGCGUGCGUGUGUGUGGCACCGCAGCCGGGUUCGGCCUCGCUGUCGGCGGCGUGAAGGAGCGGCUGCGCACGGUCUUCUGUUAGCUCCGGAGCUAAAACGGGUUAGCAGCGUCACCGUCCUCCACUGCAGCUCCGCCGGUAAACACGGGCUGCCUGUUCUGCCCUUUAAACGGGGUAUUUUUAAGGUGUCACGGGCUGAUUCCCUUCAGAGACUGAUAUUCUUGCUCUACUUUCCAGGAUUUUUUGGUUGAAGCGCCGCUGCGGUAGUUCUGAUUGGAUCAUUUGAUGGAUUGAUUUGAGCUUCUGUCCCUGCGCUCAUACCCAUGGUGGGGGAGGUAGCCGAUGGAAGACACGGCCCUCAAGCAGCCCACCAUGGUCUCCAGACUGCCCAAGUUUGGCUCCCGUGCUGCCCCGGCUUCUGCUGGCCCCCUCUCCAACGGUUCUGCCCUGCCUGUGUCCUCUGUAGGAGGUAAAGGGGUACCUGUUGGAAAGCAGAAUGGGAUAAUUCGAGUUCCUCCUACACUUUCUACAAAGUGGAAGAAGGGGAGGGAUGACAGUGGAGAGAAGAUUCCAGAUGCUGGUGAAGAGCCUCGCAUGGGUGUCCGCACCCAACAGCAGCCACGCUCUGCGGCCAUGAUUAGAGAUUUCGGAAAGCCCUCUGCUGCCCCAGUGGGUAAGGCCCGAAGGUCAAUCCCCACGGCAACUAGCACAAAUCCCAGAACUAUCCCUCAGUCCACCAGGGCCAAUCCACGCACUACUGCUCCCAAAAACCCUUCCCCGAAUCAGUCGAUGUACAGCCGCAGAGCUGGCAUGAACGGCAUCGGCUCAGGCCUUCCAAAACCCGGCUCCUCAUCCUCCUUGUCACAGUCCAGCGACAGUCUAAAGUCUGUCUCUGUGGAACAUGUUGUGCGAUCACAGAGCUUCAGCCAGUUAAAGAGCUCUACCACCCCUGCCAGUCCUCCACUGACCCGCUCUUUUUCCUUCAACCGAGCAGCAGAGUUGGCAAAGGAGAUGCCCAGACCGCUUGCACAGUCCCCCCUAGCCAGGUCUCCAGUCACUCAGCCCUCUCUUGUGUUGGCUGGAGAGAGACCAGGUCCUUUUGGUGUAGCAAAAUCAACUAUCUCAACCAACACUAGCAGUUCAUUACCACCCGCAUCCCUGAAGAAAUCACUCUUGCCCAACUGCUCUAGCAGCAAGCCAUCAGCGAUUAGCUACAAGCUAAUGCGACCGUCGCUUAUCAAGCAGCCCCGCUCAGCACUGUCAGGGAAAGUCCAAGUAAAAGCUGGGUCAAUGCAGAGAGAUGCAGAAUCGCAAGAAACAGUCCCAACGACAUCUGACAUCUCCAGUAACACUGAAAGUGCUGAAACUACCCCAGAUGACCCCAAGGAAUCCGAUGGCCUCCAGGUUGUCUCCCUUGAGAUCCCAGAGGACAUGUCCAUGUCCUCCACGUCCUCUUUGGAGCGCAAUGAUAUUAGCGAAGAGUACAUGGACGACUUUGAUGAUCUGGGCAGUGGGGUCAGGAUCCAACUGUACCAACCUAUUCAUGACAUAGGGAAUGGCCAGUCUGGAUUUGAAGGCAACGCUCUGGUCAGUCAGUGUCAAGAAGGGUCGUCGGUAACCAGCCUCCACAGCUUCCUGUCCGAGACUGUAGACUGGGCUGAGAUGGGUCUCACAGGGGCCCGGGAAGGACUUGAUGUCUCGCCUCGAAAGAUGUCUUCUGGGGGAGAUCUGCCACACGGCUCCUCGCUGGACCUCUCCCCCUCGGACAGCUCCGGUGGGACCUAUAUGUGGGACGAAGAGGUUCUGGAGCCACUGGGAGGAGCCACGCAUCGCUGUGGGAGCUACGACUCUGAACUCAACAGCAUGGACAUUCUCAACAACCUGGAGAACUUGGAAUCAUGUGAUCUGGAAGACGAUGACCUCAUGCUGGACGUGGACCUGCCCGAAGACGCGUCCCUCCACAAUGAUGUUGAUGGAGUGUCCCAUUAUGACUGUUCAGAGAGUGGUUUCUGGCCGGGGCAGUGGAGGAGACGACAGCAACUCUGGGGUAGAUCAGAACAGCUUAACAACAACAACAGAGCUGCUGUUCUGCCGUCGUUUGACGACUGUCACCUGAAGGGCCUGGGGAGGCGAGGGCCAGGACACGGUUCUUUGGAUGAGCUGAUGCUGAAGCACAUGGCCCAGGACUGCUCAUCCGUCAAGGAACAGCUGCUACAGCUGAGGAGACUGCUGCAGAUUGAAGAGGAUGGAUCAGUUGACGAGUCCUUGGAGUUGGACUCAAGUCUGUCUUCGGAAGAAACAAACUGCCAACAACAGGUGGAGGAGCUCCUGAAGGAGGUGCAGAACCUUAGAGAAGAACUAAGGGAGAAGGAGAGGCUAAUUAGUAAGCUCAGUCAGCAGAUGGCUGCCCAGCUGGAGGUGCCGCAGUGCCACUGCCUGCAGGGGGAGCCACUGAGCCAAGGGCAGCAGGACAAGAGCACUCAGACCCCUUGGAGAGUGCAGAAUCCUCAGAUACUACAGCCUUCCCGACCCUUGUCCAGGUCCAGCGGACACCACAAACUGGAAAGACCAUCAAGCAAAGUCCUCACAGGGGCCCACAGUGACAGUGUGGAUGCCAAGUCUGGUGACUGUCCAGUAAAGGUCCAGCCUUGUGCUUCAAUCUCACGAGAUUCUACCACGAGUAACAUCAUCCUUUCUCCUCUUCCUGAGCCUGCAACUGCACCUGCUUCUGCUGCUACUGUUAGUCCUACUGUUCCUGCCACGUCUUCUGUCACUCUGCAGGACUGUGGACCUGAUGAGCUUCACCAGCUUCUAGACACCCAUCUCACAAUCAGUGACUUGCACAGCCCCAGGGUCCGUACUAGCAAUGUGCUCCUCAGAAUAGGUGACCCACUUAGCCCUGGGGUUCAAGUUAACAACUGUGUUCAGCUGCUAAGGGGAGACUGUGCACCUAAUGACCUUCACAGUCUGCAACCACUUAGCUACAUCAAAAGAGCUACUGCUCUGAUGAGGCAUCGGGAUAGUUCCCAGAUAAACCUUGGUAGAGGUUUUCUGGGCAGGGCAGGGCGCCAGCAAGCCUGUUCCUCCAAUACAUCCAGGACCAGGCAUAUGCCUCCACCAUCCCGUGGCCUCCCAUGCAUCAGCUCAGCCUCGCAGGUUGCUGCCUCCACAAAUUUCUCAGCACACAAUGUCCACUUUCGGGGCCUCAGACCAAACCAAGCUCCUAGAGACAUAGAGCAAAGCUCAGCACGUGCCCGUGAGCUCCCCCAGCCCUGCAACUCACGCCUCCCCAAGCCAAAGAGCCACUGACACUUCCUGACACUUGGAAAGAGGCCAGCCAGUAACGUCCCCUCCCCUCCCCUCCUCUUCUCUUCCCUCCUUUACCCUCCACAGCUCUGCUCAGGGCCUCCCACCAGACUUCAUGCCUUCCCCUGGCAAGGUCGUCACAUAAGCUCUGUAAGCUCCAAAAGACUGCUCCGCUGAGGUCUUAUUUAUUUUGCCGAACAUAUCGAGGAGCGUUGCUGUGUUUGAUCUUCCCGAGCUCUCCAAAUAAGAUGUGCACUCAAGGUUGCUCAUCAGGUUGCCUGUGUUAUUAAGCGCAUCAGGAGCUUCUCAUAUGCGGUUUAAAAACUCCACUGCAAAUCCAAUCAUUCAGUGUAUUCUUCUGCUGUUCAACUUUCCCACUGUCUGUGCCAGGUGAUAGCUAUAUAUGUUUUCCAAAGCCUUGAAAAAGAAAUAAAAAAACACUAUUUAUAAAUGUAAUAUAUUUUAAACGAAUAUAAGGCGAUUGACAAUAAUUCCUUUGUUGCCUUUAACUCUUGACUAGCUAAAAAACGAAAAAGAACAGCUGAAAUAUGAGUUUCAUUCUGACUGGGGAAAAAAGAGAAAAGAAAAAAAGAGAGGAAUAUAAUACGACUAAUAACCACUUGAUAUUUUCUAUAUACUCAUAUAACAAAAUAAGCUAUGUUCAGUGUCAUUAGAAAUGUGCUGAUCGAUUGAAAUGUCAGUAGUUUUGAGUCACCUUAUUAUUUAUGUUUUGACCACUGUAAUGAACCUGUUAUGCUACACUACACUACACAACAAAAUGUUCCUUUUCAUUAUUAAACAUUUGCAGAAUGCCUAGGUACAUUUAGUAGAUUGAUCCAUUUUGUUGGUGAAUUUCUGUCAGUGAUGGUUGGAUGCUGUCUGAUGCUGUCGUCUGUUGAGCACGUGACCCUUGUCUAUGUUUCUAAGGAGCUUUAGUAAGGUCGGGUCCAUUCUGUUGGCUUUACAGGAAUUGAUCGUUCACAGUUGCCCUUUAAAAGAGCAAUGUGUGACUUGUAGCCUUUUGAUUGCAUCAGAUAUCUGUCCCUUUGUCAUGAGCAACAGAGUGAGGAGUACCAUCAGCUGCAGCAGACUGACUGACUGCUUUUCUGAUGAAACACUACAGAGUGCUUUUCUUGUUCUUUUUCUCUGCCAUCCUUUCUCUCCUGCCUUUUGUCUCCUCGCGUUUGCUUGUGGAGUUCUUCACAUCACUGUUCAGUGAGAGUAGUACGUGGGUGUGUGACUCUUUUGUGCUCCUCCCAGCCCUGCUGUCUGCACUCAGUGUAUACCCACGACCAGAACUUUCUGAGGAACCGUAUUGUGCAAUCGUUCGCCCCCGCCUCCCGUUCCCGAUCCCCCCCUCUUUCCACCGCUCUUCUUCCCCAGCUCUCCUUCAGCAGUGUGGAAGCUUGUGGCCUGCGGGCAGAGCCCACCCACCCAGCGCGGUAAUGAGCAGGAGUGCUGGGAGCCCAGGCGAACCCGGCAGCGCAGAGUCUCCCCAGCCUUCAGCAGAAGCGGCUCAGAACACAGAACCGAGAUGAAGAGAAAUAGAAGCGCAGGAUCGACGCCGCCGGCGUGGAGAGCUCUGGCCAUGCAGUGGGAUGCUCAGGACCUGUUGGCAUGGUUACUGGGAUGAGCUACGCAGCGGUAGUGGGCUGCUGCCCAUUGGCUGGCUCUUUGUGGGUCCAAUUGCUAUCUUGUCCCUCAUAAUUUUACUUCAUUACAACAAAGCAGCAACAUAAGUGCAAUUCAUGAUAGCGCAAUUGUAAAACAGAAUGGCACACUGCGUUUUUAUCUCAAAGCCAUACUCUGAACCUCCUCUGAUUCAGCUAAGUCAGUGGAAGGUUCAUGUAUAUUGUCGAAUAUACAGUGUUUUUAAGAGGCUUAGUCUUUAGUACAUGCACUGUAAUACUCUGUCUUCAAAUAGAGAACGUCCCGCAUGCACUCGCAAUACGCAAUAAGCAAAGUGAUGAUACCUGCCUGUAGCUUAUCUGUGUUACUAUGCAAGAAAUGCCCCAAGUAUAAGAUCAGACAAAGCUGUCCUAAAUCAGCCUUGGGAAAAUGACAGAAAACGACGGCUGCAUAGCUUACAUCUAUGACGUAACCACUACGUGAAAGCUUCCUAGUGUUUUUAAAGCUUUUCAGAUGUCUCAUGUUAUGUCAUUUUGUUUCAUAUCAGCUUGCAUGUCAUGAUGCACAAUCUGACCUUCUGUUAUGCUGUCUUUGGCCUGUGGUUUAAGAAGAUUUCUUCUUCCUGCAGAGAAACCUUCCUUUAUUGUCAUCCUAAACCCCUUCUGCAAGUCCCACUCACUGUCUUCCAGUUGCUCAGCCAAGACCUCAAUUCCUCUUUUCAGUCGCAGUCUUUUUUUGCAGCAAGACCUAGAGUUACCCAGUAACUACAACCAUUGCUUUAUCUGUACUCGGCCUCCAGUCCUCACCCAUUUGUCUCAUUACGUGAACGAGACCGACAGCUCAGCUCUCUCGUAUGGCAAGUCAAAUCUGUUCACCUGGGCACAUUCAAGCAGUUCACCCACCUGAGCUUCCCUCACUCUGUCGUGGAUGUCUCUCUGCAUAAGCCUUCACUGGUGACAUACAGCUUGAAUCGUCCUUGAAGCGCUUCUCCUCGGAUGUUGCUGUCUGUUGGUAGGCAACUUGAAGACAGAGGCUUGGAAAUGAGGAGCAUCUCCAGGAAGUCUCUCUCCACGUGCACCAGCGGCCCGCAGAUUAAACAAGAUGCCCUCCCUGUAAUCCCCAAAUCCCACUUUAAGUGCACUUGACUUCCAAAGCAGCCCCUUCCUUCUACUACCUCUGCCUACCUUGUGCGCACACUAAUGGAAUCCCACUCUGGAAAGAAAAGAGAGUGCACACCUGAGCCCCCCCCAGACAUGGCCUCUCGUAAGUACCUAAGAUGAUGGAGUGGCCUAAAGAGGAUCUGUGUGUGGAUAGUUCUUGAAGUGGUAGUGUUGAUGGUGUUCCUGUUAACUGCAAUUGACGAGAGUGGGACAAUGGAGCGUGAGAGUACCACUCGGUUGUCGGUGAGGACCCAGAGUAAACAUACACAUUUGCACUGUUUCUAUUUUCAAGGGGUGAAAGGAAGGGUGCUUGAAGAACCUGAAGAUGCAAGGCACCGCUGAGAGGGACUGAAGCUUCCUUGACUUUGAAUAGUUUGAAAGAGGAAAAGUUGCUCCUUUUCGUAGAGUUGGCUCAGAUUUGUUUUAUUUAAUGAAUGUUUUAUGCGUUUUUUUUUUUUUUUUCGUUUUUUUUUAACAGACAUUAUUUAUUGGAGUCUAAUACUGUUGCGUCUUUACCUGGUUUAUCGUUUGGAAGAAAAACUAGCUUUAACUUUCCAUAGCAUAGUGGAGGAUGCGAUUCUUUCAACUCUCGUCUAGAUGUGUCCUAUAGCACAAGUGCCUUGUAAUUUAGGAUUUAGGCUUUAGGAUUUCGCAUUGAAUUCACAGAGCACUUGGCUUGAUACCAUCAGGAAAAGGGUGUUUUGUGUUUAAAGUUUGAGCUCUGCUACGUUGAUGCAGCUGGCAUUAGCUUUUGCUUUCACAUCAGAGCUGCUGCUGGGCUGCAUUGCUUUCCUUCACGAAACUUAGCUAAAGAUGUGACCUGUGAUGGUAUACAACUGUCUUCAUGUAUUUAUUAACCACAGAACCACAUGUGUAUUACAGUUCCUUUGAUUCCUGGUAUAUUCUGGUCUUUUUUUUUUGUUCCUACUUAACACCUACUGUUAAUAACUCAACUGUAAUAUGAAUAUAAUCUUCUGCUCGGUCUUAACUCGCUGGCGUGACACUACACGUUCAACACUAGGUAAUGCAUAUGUUUGCGUAUGUGCUUCAUGUCCAGCUCUGUACCACUUGAACAACACUCGAAGUCCGUCCUGUAAGGUGUGACAGUUAUUUACGCUAACCGCGAGUCGUCUCAAAUUGGCGCCACUUUCAGAAACCUAGUCCAGUUCCCAGUUCUAGAAGUGUCCCUGCAUGUCUCAUCACGCACUAUGGAAAUAUAAGUUCUGUAAGUGUCUGUCAGUAUUAUUAUUAUCUGUUGUUCAAACCUCGGCACGGUAGUCCCACUCUUAUGGGAGGGAUGUUAUGUGGCGGGUCUUCUUUGGCUAAAGCAUCAUGGUGUUUCAACCAUCUUCAACUGUGGCCAGAAUAGGUUUCUGCCAGCUUCAAGAGGUUCUUCACACCAUGGUACUUCAGGGAAAGAAGCCCUGGGCUGCUGCAUGCCUCCAUUUCUGCAGAUCUUCUUCAAAAACACUGUAUGCGAACCAACUGCAGUUUCUACACCCCUGUAUGCUUUUUUUACUGGCGAUUGCCAGUAGUCGUCGGUUAUCUAAAAAGCCCAGCAGUCAGUGUUACAUCACUGCCUCUCCUUAGCAAUCCAGCUUAUUAAUUUAUUUUUUUGCUCCAUCGUGACUUGACAGCUGUUCCAUUGUUCUGUACAUCUUGUAUUUUUAAUUUGUGCAAUAAGAACACAGCGAAGAGCUCGAGCGGAUAUGCACUGUUGUUCGACGUGUAAUUCUGACUAAUUUAUUUGAACGUUAAUUACAAGAAGUGUUGUCACCAAAUACUGACUAAGAAUAAAAGAGGAAGAAUGUCUUCAGCCAGACACACUCUUGAGACUGAAAAAAAAGAGAAAGUGAUGUUUUUGUCUCUGUCCUCAUCUCUUUGCUUUGAGGCGGUGUGUCUGAGAGCUUGAAAUAAAGACGGCACCAAAACCUA